CUCUCUCUCUCUCUCUCUCAAGAUAUUCAAAUGAUUUGGUCCAUAUGAAAAUGAUAGAACAGAUCAACGAAGGCACGUUCCUCAUCCGUAGCUUCUGGUCUCGGAGUGGAACUGGUAAGACCCUGCGCUCCGUUCUUUUGACAGGUUAGUCCGUAGUGGUUAGGAGCAAUUAAACUGCAGGAAAGAUGAGGGGUGCUGUGCUUGUAGCUAUAGCUGCUGCGAUUGGGAAUAUGUUGCAGGGAUGGGAUAAUGCAACGAUUGCAGGGGCUGUUCUUUACAUAAAGGAGGAAUUUGAAUUGGAAAGUCAGCCAACAGUAGAAGGGCUAAUUGUGGCUAUGUCGCUUAUUGGAGCUACAGUUAUUACAACAUGCUCUGGACCCGUAUCAGAUAUGCUUGGUCGGCGUCCAAUGCUGAUAAUCUCAUCUAUCCUCUAUUUUGUUAGUGGUCUGGUAAUGCUAUGGUCUCCGAAUGUUUAUAUCCUUCUCUUGGCGAGACUUUUGGAUGGAUUUGGAAUUGGUCUCGCUGUCACUCUCGUUCCUGUCUAUAUAUCUGAGACGGCCCCGCCAGAAAUAAGGGGAAUGCUAAACACCCUUCCACAGUUCACUGGUUCUGGUGGAAUGUUUCUGUCAUACUGUAUGGUUUUUGGGAUGUCACUGAUGGAAGCACCAAGCUGGAGGUUGAUGCUUGGUGUUCUUUCUAUUCCUUCUCUUGCUUAUUUUGUGUUGACAAUAUUUUUCUUGCCUGAAUCUCCACGGUGGCUUGUGAGUAAAGGGCGGAUGGUUGAGGCUAAACACGUAUUGCAGAGGUUACGUGGAAGGGAAGAUGUCGCAGGUGAGAUGGCUUUGCUGGUUGAAGGUCUUGGAGUUGGAGGUGAAACUUCAAUAGAAGAGUAUAUAAUAGGCCCAGCCAAUGAUCUAACUGAUGAACAUGACCCAACAGCUGCGAAGGACCAGAUCAAGUUAUAUGGGCCUGAAGAGGGUCUUUCUUGGGUUGCCAGACCCGUCACUGGGCAGAGUACUCUUGGUCUUGUGUCACGCCAUGGGAGCAUGGAGAACCAGAGUGUUCCACUUAUGGACCCUCUAGUCACCCUCUUUGGUAGUGUCCAUGAGAAGCUUCCUGAGACAGGAAGCAUGCGAAGCAUGCUCUUUCCCAACUUUGGUAGCAUGUUCAGUGUGGCAGAGCAUCAGCACGGUAGAAAUGAACCAUGGGAUGAGGAGAGCCAGCAGCAGAGGGAUGGUGAGGAUUAUGCAUCUGAAGCUGGUGGAGGUGAUUCUGACGACAAUUUGCAGAGCCCAUUGCUCUCACGUCAGGCAACAAGUAUGGAAGACAAGGACAUGGUGCCACCUCUUGCAUCCCAUGGUAGCAACUUAAACAUGAGACGCCACAGCAGUCUCAUGCAAGGAAAUUCUGGGGAGGCAGUCAGCAGUAUGGGUAUUGGUGGUGGUUGGCAGUUGGCAUGGAAAUGGUCUGAGAGAGAAGGUGAAAAUGGAAAGAAGGAAGGAGGAUUCAAGAGGAUUUAUUUACACGAGGAGGGCGUCCCUGGGUCCCGGCGUGGCUCUCUUGUCUCACUUCCUGGCGGUGAUAUUCCUGAAGGUGGUGAAUACAUUCAUGCUGCUGCUUUAGUGAGCCAGCCUGCUCUCUACUCCAGGGAGCUUAUAGAGCAGCAUCCAGUUGGACCUGCUAUGGUUCACCCAUCUGAAACUGCUGCAAAAGGGCCAAGGUGGGGUGAUCUUUUUGAGCCGGGAGUCAAACAUGCAUUGAUUGUUGGAGUAGGGAUUCAAAUACUUCAACAGUUUUCAGGCAUAAAUGGGGUUCUGUACUACACUCCUCAGAUUCUUGAGCAGGCUGGUGUUGAAGUUUUACUUGCAAACAUGGGCCUCAGUUCAGCCUCUGCAUCUCUACUAAUUAGUGCCCUCACAACCCUCCUGAUGCUUCCUUGUAUCGCUGUUGCCAUGAGGCUUGUGGAUUUUUCUGGAAGAAGGGCCCUGCUUCUGUCCACAAUUCCUGUCUUGAUAGGGUCACUCGUCAUUCUUUUCAUUGGCAACACUCUGAGUAUGGGUACCAUCAUCCACGCUGUAAUUUCAACUAUCAGUGUUGUUGUCUACUUCUGCUGCUUUGUCAUGGCAUUUGGACCGAUUCCCAACAUCCUCUGCUCGGAGAUCUUCCCCACCCGAGUCCGUGGGCUCUGCAUUGCCGUAUGUGCACUGACAUUUUGGAUUUGUGACAUCAUUGUUACCUACUCACUCCCAGUCCUGCUCACCUCCCUUGGGCUUGCGGGCGUCUUUGGUAUCUAUGCUAUUGUAUGUUGUAUCUCAUGGGUGUUCGUCUUCUUGAAAGUUCCAGAAACGAAAGGCAUGCCCCUUGAGGUUAUCACAGAAUUCUUUGCUGUUGGUGCAAAACAGGCUGCUGCCAAGAAUGAGUAGUAGUUUAAUGGUCAGGAGGUUGGGAAGUUUAAAUGGUGCCAUUUUUCAGCAUUCUGAGGUGCCAACGUUGUUAUCCUGCUGCCAGCUGCAGAUUGCCUGUGCUGUUUGGAGCUUAAGGUGAUAAGAUGGUUGGUUGUGGUGGUGAUUAUUUUUAAAAAGAAGAGGUAAGCAUCAAAUGGAUGGGAGUUGGGUAAAUGAAGUAAUUUGUGUCUUGAAAGUUUGUUUGUGUUCUUCCCUUCUCUUCGACGAGUUUUGAGAGCAAGAUACUUUGAUUUCUUUCUCCGGCAUCAAAAAUUUUUUUCUCUGUUAUUUUUGUGUUGAGGCUAUAUUGAUUUGAUUUCAUUACAUUCUGGUGUAUAUGCAUGUAAAUGAGAGUGCAGCAUUUGUAGUCUCAAGACAAGUUGCUUUUGAGGAAUAUAGCAUUUAGAAUAAAUGCCGCGAAUAAUUGUGGGAA
Molecule: messenger RNA, 2877 nt
Organism: Telopea speciosissima
Lineage: Eukaryota; Viridiplantae; Streptophyta; Magnoliopsida; Proteales; Proteaceae
Product: monosaccharide-sensing protein 2-like
Exons: 6
Coding region: 186-2423 (745 amino acids)
Biological process (GO): transmembrane transport
Cellular component (GO): membrane
Molecular function (GO): myo-inositol:proton symporter activity
Source: RefSeq, a predicted model, not a curated record